Fulmarus glacialis (Northern fulmar) is the source of this 1041-nucleotide messenger RNA. It is a transcript of the gene CENPU, whose product is annotated as centromere protein U. The record is from RefSeq and is a predicted model, not a curated record. The transcript has 11 exons. Bases 1 to 1041 code for a protein of 346 amino acids. NCBI's taxonomy places the organism in Eukaryota, Metazoa, Chordata, Aves, Procellariiformes, Procellariidae. Gene Ontology annotation, cellular component: nucleus.
AUGUCCUCAAAGAAGAAAAUGAAGAGAAAUCAUCCUGGAAAUAAAUUGAAGGCACACAAAGCCAACACCCAUCCUCGCUGGAAAUUGCUUCCACUUGAGGAACCAGAUGUCUCAAGGAUAUUGAAGGUAACGGAAGCAAAUGAACUUGAGGAGCUUGACGAUUCAUUUGAUCACCCUUUGCACAGCACUGCUGUGGAUGCUUAUGGAGAGGAACACUCACAGAAUGAGUCACUUGGUCAUGUUUCAGCUCCACAAAGGAAAAAUACAGAAAAAAGUAAAAGACUGCAUUGCUCGAAAACAUCUGAUGGUGAUGUUCAGAAAUUCAGCACAGCUGAUCCUGAAGAUGAACCCCUUAAGGAGAAUCUGAAGGCUCUGAAUACUCCUCAAUGCCAGGCAAAAAAGAAGCAGCGGCCUUCAGAGAACACAUCAGAUCCUUCUGUGGAUAGCCCAUGUUCUGUACAGGUUUGGUGUCCUAAAGAGCUGAAGAGAUCUUCCAGAGAUAUUACAGAACUGGAUGUUGUUCUGGCUGAAUUUGAGAAGAUAGCAGCAAAUUACAGACAACGCAUAGAAUCAAAUCUUUGCAGAAAAGCUAUCAAUGGCUUCUGUUCUGCUUUCAAGGACCAAAUCACUGAUCUUAUGGUGGAAGUCCAGGAAUUAAAGAAUAUGAAGAAAAAAAAUGCUAAGGUAAUAACAGACAUCAAAAAGAAAAGGCAGCGACUAUUGCAACUCCGAGAAGAGCUAAUUGGAGCUGAACCACAACUGAUACAACUACAAAGAGAAUAUGCCGAGAUACAGGAAAGGAAAUCUUCCUUGAGGCAGGCAACUGAAUUACUUACUGAUUUAAAGGAGCUACAGCAAGACUAUUUGGAUUAUAGAGAAGAAAACCCAAAAGAAAAAGUGGUAUAUGGAACUUCCAGCCUACCUGCUCUUCUGGUGGAGUCACGGAGAAUUCUAGGAGCAGAAAGACACUUUCAGAAUAUUAAUAUGAAACUGGAAGAGGCUCUGGCUGUACAAAGAGGGAAGUUAUCAAAGAAACAUUAA